Molecule: messenger RNA, 837 nt
Organism: Phaeoacremonium minimum UCRPA7
Lineage: Eukaryota; Fungi; Ascomycota; Sordariomycetes; Togniniales; Togniniaceae
Product: putative abc multidrug protein
Exons: 4
Coding region: 1-837 (278 amino acids)
Molecular function (GO): ATP binding; ABC-type transporter activity; ATP hydrolysis activity
Source: RefSeq, a predicted model, not a curated record
AUGAAAUUUGCACUGAGGAAUAAGGUGCCUAGAGAUAGGGAAGAGCAUCUGAAAAAGAAGCAUCAUUAUGUUCAAGAGGCCAAGAAUAGUAUCCUUGACACGCUCGGAAUUGGUCAUGCCAAGAAGACAAAAGUUGGCAACGAAUUCAUCCGUGGUGUUUCUGGAGGAGAAAGAAAACGUGUUUCAUUGGCAGAGAUGAUGGCCGGCCAGAGCCCAAUGCAAUUCUGGGAUCAACCAACUCGGGGUUUAGAUUCAAAGACCGCUUUGGAGUUUGCGACUACUUUACGUAAGGAAGCCGAUCGCAAUGGCAAGACUGUCGUCGCCACACUCUACCAAGCUGGCAAUAGUAUUUUCGAUAAGUUCGACAAGGUUUUAGUUCUAGCGGAUGGCCUUGUCAUAUACUAUGGUCCACGGAGCUUCGCACGACAGUAUUUCGAAUCACUGGGGUUUAUCUGUCCGAAGGGCGCCAAUAUCGCUGAUUUCCUAACGUCAGUCACGGUAAAAACGGAACGGGUUGUGUCACCCGAGGCCGAGGGGAAAGUACCUACAACAGCUGAGGAGUUUGAGACGGCCUACAAGAACAGCGUCACUUGCCAGCAGAUGAAGCAAGCUGAGAGAACAACACAAAGUCUAGAAAAAGAGGUCCAAAACAUUCAAUUGGCGGUCGAGAGUGAAAAGAAGCAAAGACGUGUGGGUGGAAAGCGAAGUGUAUACACUGUUGGCCUGAAAGCCCAAAUCGUGAAUUGUACGAUCCGACAGUUCCAAAUUAUGAUGGGUGAUCGCCUGUCAAUUGCUGUCAAGGUCUUUUCAGCAAUCGUCCAGGCUCUAGCUAUCUAA